Messenger RNA from Mastomys coucha (southern multimammate mouse), 1218 nucleotides. RefSeq lists its product as uncharacterized. Bases 1 to 375 code for a protein of 124 amino acids. The transcript is spliced from 3 exons. The record is from RefSeq and is a predicted model, not a curated record. NCBI's taxonomy places the organism in Eukaryota, Metazoa, Chordata, Mammalia, Rodentia, Muridae.
AUGCGUUUCGCUCGGUCCCCCAUGGCAUGGGGCCGGGAGCUGGCUUGUGCGGUGGCGCGCUUGGUUCCGGGCCAACAAACUUCUCCAGGACCGAGCGCGCCGCCUCCCUCCUCCAGGCGGCGGUGGCUGCGGCGCCGGCCGGAUUCCCGCAGAGCCCAGGGCCGCGGGCGGAGGCGGGGCGGCGUCCCUUUGCGCCGGGACCCUGACGUCCCCACGGCGGCCCCGGCUGCGAGGACAGGGAGGAUGGCUGCUGCACUCCGGCCGGACGCGCUGCGCACUCUUCGAGCUGAAGGAGGCACAGGGCCGGGUACUCCUGGACCAGACCCGGAUCGUCCUCCGCGCCAGUCCAAGCCCCGCGCGGGUCGAAGCGGGUAACCGCACGGGGGACCCGGGCGUCCGAGCUUGUGUGUCCUGGCUUUCGCCUCUCCCCGGUACAGCAUCCCAACCCCAGAGACCGCAGCCCCGCAGAAUUAGUAGCUUGCUCUGUGCGUUUACCCCUUCUUCGGUAGCUCGCGCCCCUUCCACCCGCAUCAGCAUCGCACACACUUCUGCUUCCCAAACCCACCCAUAAAAUCCACCGAGAACUAAAGUGGAACGCGCGAGCCCGCGUGACCUGGACGCACAAACACGAGCCACAUUCUAGGCAGCGUGUCAAAGUGGCCUGAUCUGGCCAAAGGCACUCAGUCCCCUCCGCGUGAGAAUGCGUAACCGCAGGUGGGCAGAUUUCCCCCCCGCCCCCCCAAUAUGUGCACUUGUGCAGCACCGUUGUGACAUUUUCUUUAAAAGCAGAUCAGGCAAAUGACCAGAAACACAGCAUUUGGCAAGACCGGGCUUGUGUAGGCGACAUCAAGCAAAACGGCCAGUGGCAGAGCUGCGCAGCUUACCUUGGGUUGGUGUCAGAGCCCCUGGGAGGCGCGGUGGAGUCCGGACAGGGCUGCCGCACCGCCGCGGAGUGGCCCGCGCCAGCUUCCAGCGAGUGGAAGCGGGACGCAUCUCUGCCCUUAUUCGUCCCUUCAGUGUGACCCUCCCACUCGGUGAGCAUGGAGGACUCCGCAAGACAGUCUUCAGCCAACUCGUGCCCAGGUUUUCCUUGAUCACACAGAGCCGGUGUGCAGUUUUUCUGAUGUGACUCAAGCUUCCCACCCAGAAGACUUCCUGAAGCAGUGCAUAAGGACCACUCAUCUGGAAGCCUUCCCUGUGCAGACACAACCACUCUUU